AUGGCACGGGCAGCAGAAUUCGUCUUUGGUGUUAAAGAUGGAGAUAAUUAUACUAAAGCUAGAGCGUUCAUUAGACAUUUACGAGAAUGGAUUGUUACCAUUGGACAAUUCACUAAAGUCACAGAUCAAGAAGGAGUUGUUCUUCAGCCUGGAGAUGUCGACAAAGUAACAAAUAUGGUUAUGGAUUCAUUCAAUGGCAAGAACUUUGGAUAUAAGAAUUCGAUCAAACGCGAGAAUGUUCAUCAUAUUCUUGAACGUGCAUUCAAUCAAUAA
Molecule: messenger RNA, 273 nt
Organism: Trichomonas vaginalis G3
Lineage: Eukaryota; Parabasalia; Trichomonadida; Trichomonadidae
Product: hydroxyacid-oxoacid transhydrogenase protein
Exons: 1
Coding region: 1-273 (90 amino acids)
Source: RefSeq, a predicted model, not a curated record